UCUUGCCCGUGCAACAGCAGCCACUCCAAACUGACGCCUUUGUUCGCACCCACGGUGAAACCCACUGCUCCCGCUUUGCUCAACAGCUAACACCAGCCCUCCCAUCUUCUAAAGUCCAGAUCCCCCUCCUUAAGACGCAGGAGUUCCCUGACGGCCGCUCCUUUCUACGGCAGGGAACUACCCUGCCUCCUUCCGGGCGUAACAGCGGAGGCUGCGCUCGUUUUCCCACAUCCACUGGGACUGGUCCGGGGCGCCCUGGCCGGCGGGUUUCCCGGGUGGAGAUGCCUACGGUCCAGUCCCUCAUGCCCCGCCCCUCAUGCCCCGCCCCCUCGGGGCGUGCGCGGCCCCGCGGCCUUAGCGCACUCCGGGCCCGUGCGCCAUCUUGGCUCCGGAUCGUGCGUGAGGCGGAUUCGUGGGCAGCGAGAGUCACAUUCAAGACAGCAAGCAGGAUGGAGCACUACCGGAAAGCUGGCUCUGUAGAGCUCCCAGCGCCUUCCCCAAUGCCCCAGCUACCUCCUGAUACCCUUGAGAUGCGGGUCCGAGAUGGCAGCAAAAUUCGCAACCUUCUGGGACUGGCUCUGGGUCGGUUGGAGGGCGGCAGUGCACGGCAUGUGGUGUUCUCAGGUUCUGGCAGGGCUGCAGGAAAGGCUGUCAGCUGCGCUGAGAUUGUCAAGCGGAGGGUCCCAGGCCUGCACCAGCUCACGAAGCUACGUUUCCUGCAGACUGAGGACAGCUGGGUCCCAGCCUCACCUGACACAGGGCUAGACCCCCUCACAGUGCGCCGCCAUGUGCCUGCAGUGUGGGUACUGCUCAGCCGGGACCCCCUGGACCCCAAUGAGUGUGGCUACCAACCCCCAGGGGCACCCCCUGGCCUGGGUUCCAUGCCCAGCUCCAGCUGUGGCCCUCGUUCCCGAAGAAGGGCUCGAGACACCCGAUCGUGAAGACCUGCUGAGCCAGCCUGUUCUCCAGGCCUGAAUGUCUGGGAUGCUUGUGCCUUUUCUGAGAAGCCCUGUGACUGUGCAAAUCCCCAUCAAGGUUUGAGUCCACAGAAGUGGACUUCCCUGUCAUGCUUUCCCUUCCCUCUAGCAUGUGGGAAGGGACUGCUGUGAAGAGUGACAGGUGUGGGGCCUCUGCCAAGUUUCGCGUUGCUCAAUAAGGGCUUACUCUGCCUUCUACCUACAAUGCAUCUGAACUGCCUUCUGAAAGAGGUCCAGGGAGGGAUUUAGGAAAUAAAGUUUCUACCUAUUUGAUGAG
This is a messenger RNA of Cercocebus atys (sooty mangabey), 1254 nucleotides long. It is a transcript of the gene RPP25L, whose product is annotated as ribonuclease P/MRP 25kDa subunit-like. The record is from RefSeq and is a predicted model, not a curated record. Gene Ontology annotation, biological process: tRNA 5'-leader removal. Gene Ontology annotation, molecular function: RNA binding. The coding region runs from base 282 to 941 and encodes 219 amino acids. Lineage: Eukaryota; Metazoa; Chordata; Mammalia; Primates; Cercopithecidae. Gene Ontology annotation, cellular component: ribonuclease MRP complex. The transcript is spliced from 2 exons.